AACGAAGGAGUUAAGAAUCCACCCACUUGAGCUUCUGUGGGCGUUACUAGCCUGCCUGAUGUCAUGAAGUCAGACAGCCCAAGCCUGAAGGGGGCCCUUUGUUGGCAAUUUAACCUAGCACUUCUUUCUGACUCUACUGAGUGUUCGGCGGCCUGAGAAUGAGGGGCGGGUGGCAGUUUGGAGGCUGCCAUAAAGAAUAACUGCUUUCAACUUUGUUGGUUGUUUUUUUUUUCUCCCGCCAAAAGAAGAGCCCCAAAGGAACAAGACGCUGUUCCACUUUAGUUACAGGCAACAUGGGCACAAUGGAGGACCCCCAUUUCUGGGCACUUUAAUGAUCUAAAGCUUGCUGGAUUUUCAGCCUUCUCAAAAGGAUUUGCAUGUGAGAGACUAGUCCAAGAAAAAGGACGGGGAGGGAGGGAAAGAAAACACAUAUCAAGGACGCUUUCUAACAAAUGAAAAUGUUGGAGAUUUGUUUGAAGUUGGUGGGUUGCAAAUCAAAGAAAGGACUUUCUUCUUCCUCCAGCUGUUAUUUGGAAGAAGCCCUUCAGAGGCCAGUAACUGCAUCUGAUUUUGAGCCACAAGGUCUGAGUGAAGCAGCUCGUUGGAACUCUAAGGAAAACCUCCUUGCUGGUCCCAGUGAAAAUGACCCUAACCUUUUUGUUGCACUGUAUGAUUUUGUGGCCAGUGGGGAUAACACUCUAAGCAUAACUAAAGGUGAAAAACUCCGUGUCUUGGGCUAUAAUCACAAUGGAGAAUGGUGUGAAGCCCAAACCAAGAAUGGACAGGGCUGGGUCCCGAGCAACUAUAUCACCCCAGUCAACAGUUUGGAGAAACAUUCCUGGUACCAUGGGCCUGUGUCACGAAAUGCCGCGGAAUACCUACUGAGCAGUGGAAUCAAUGGCAGCUUUCUGGUUCGAGAGAGUGAGAGCAGCCCAGGCCAGCGGUCCAUUUCAUUGAGAUAUGAGGGAAGGGUGUACCACUACAGGAUAAACACUGCAUCUGAUGGAAAGCUGUACGUCUCUUCAGAGAGUCGCUUUAACACUUUGGCAGAGUUGGUUCAUCACCAUUCAACAGUGGCAGAUGGAUUGAUCACCACUCUGCAUUACCCAGCUCCCAAGAGAAACAAACCCACCAUAUAUGGAGUGUCUCCUAACUAUGAUAAGUGGGAGAUUGAGAGGACAGACAUUACCAUGAAGCACAAACUUGGAGGAGGACAGUAUGGAGAAGUGUAUGAAGGCGUAUGGAAAAAAUAUAGCCUAACUGUGGCUGUGAAAACCUUAAAGGAAGACACUAUGGAGGUGGAAGAGUUCUUGAAAGAAGCUGCAGUAAUGAAAGAGAUCAAACACCCUAACUUAGUACAAUUACUAGGGGUGUGUACUCGGGAACCCCCAUUCUACAUAAUCACCGAGUUCAUGACCUAUGGGAAUCUGUUAGAUUAUCUACGUGAGUGUAAUCGGCAGGAGGUGAAUGCAGUUGUGCUGCUAUACAUGGCCACUCAGAUCUCAUCAGCCAUGGAGUACCUGGAGAAGAAAAACUUCAUCCACAGGGAUCUUGCUGCCCGAAACUGCCUUGUAGGGGAAAACCACUUAGUGAAGGUGGCUGAUUUUGGCUUGAGCAGAUUAAUGACAGGAGAUACCUACACAGCCCAUGCUGGAGCGAAAUUCCCAAUCAAAUGGACAGCACCUGAAAGUCUGGCUUACAAUAAAUUUUCCAUUAAGUCAGAUGUCUGGGCAUUCGGGGUUUUGCUUUGGGAAAUUGCUACAUAUGGUAUGUCCCCUUACCCUGGAAUUGAUCUGUCACAAGUAUAUGAAUUGUUGGAAAAAAAUUAUCGCAUGGAACGUCCUGAAGGCUGUCCAGAAAAAGUCUAUGAACUCAUGAGAGCAUGUUGGCAGUGGAGUCCUUCUGACCGGCCUUCUUUUGCUGAGAUCCAUCAAGCCUUUGAAACAAUGUUUCAGGAAUCUAGCAUAUCAGAUGAGGUGGAAAAAGAGCUGGGGAAGAAAGGUGUACGAAGUGUUGUCGGUACAUUUCUGCAAGCCCCAGAAUUGCCAACUAAGACUAGAACAUCCCGGAGAGCUGCUGAAAAUAAAGAUGCCAGUGACCUUCUGGAUACUUCUCAUCCCAGGAGUCAGGGAGAAGAUCCUUUGGAUCAUGAGCCUGCUAUUUCUCCACUGCUCCCAAGGAAAGAAAGAACUCCUCAGGAUGGUGGCUUGAAUGAAGAUGAACGCCUUCUCCCUAAAGACAAGAAGACUAACCUGUUUAGUGCCCUAAUUAAGAAGAAGAAGAAAACUGCUCCGACACCCCCCAAACGCAGCAGUUCUUUUCGAGAGAUGGAUGGCCAUUCAGACCGCCGGGGAGGUGGAGACGAAGAGAUCCUCAAUGGCACUUUUAUUACAGCUCCCUUAGACACAGCUGAGCCAUCUAAGUUCCCAAGUCCAAGCAAUGGGGUGAAUGUUACCAAUGGAGCUGUAUCAGGGAGCUCAGGCUUCCGGUCUCCCCAUUUGUGGAAAAAAUCUAUUACAUCAACGAGUAGCCGGUUGGCAGCCAAUGAAGAAGAAAGUAAUACCAACCCUAGCAAGCGUUUCCUGAGGUCAUGUUCUGCUUCUUGUGUGCCCCAUGGGGCCAAAGACACAGAAUGGAGGUCAGUAACACUGCCUCGAGAUCUGCAGUCCACUGGGAGGCAAUUUGAUUCCUCCACAUUUGGUGGGCACAAGAGUGAGAAACCAGCUUUGCCUCGGAAACGGGCAAGUGAGAAUAAAUCUGAUGUGUCUUCCCGGGGCACAGUGACCCCACCACCCAGGCUACUGAAACAAAAUGAGGAGGCUGUUGAUGAUGUCUUCAAAGAUACAGAGUCUAGCCCUGGUUCUAGCCCCCCCAGUCUGACUCCAAAAGUUGUCCGCAGGCAGGUCACAGCGACUGCUUCCUCUGGUCUGUCCCACAAGGAUGAAAUUGGGAAACCUAGUGCUGUAGGAGCUCCUGCUGUCCUUGAACAAGCCCCUGUUAGCAAAGCAGCCUCCAAUGCAUUUAUGGGAACCAAUAAGGUCUCCAGUGAGGAGCCCAGAACUAGGAGGCACAAACAUUCUUCUGAGUCAUUAGGGAAGGACAAGGGGAAGCUAUCCAAACAUAAACCUGCCCCACCUCCCCCACCAUCAUCAUCUGCUGGGAAGACUACAAAGUUCUCUCAGAGUCCUGGCCAUGAAGCAGUGGGAGAUGGAGGACCUAAUAUUAAAACAAAACAGUUGACUCUGGCAGCAGAUGCUGUGAAUAGUGAUGCUGCCAAACAAAACCAGUCAGGAGAGGGUGUCAAAAAACCCAUGCUCUCCUCUGUACCAAAGCCACAGUCAUCCAACAAACCAUCGAUGGCUUCAAGCACUACUCCAGCCACCUCUCCCUCUACUUUACCAUCUACAUCGUCAGCCCUGGGAGAACAGCUAACUUCCACUGCUUUCAUCCCUCUCAUAUCCACUCGAGUGUCUCUGAGGAAAACCCGCCAGCCCCCUGAGAGGAUUGCUAGUGGUGCCAUCACAAAAGGUGUGGUGCUAGACAGCACUGAGGCCUUGUGUCUUGCCAUCUCCAAAAACUCUGAGCAAAUGGCCAGCCAUAGUGCUGUGUUGGAAGCAGGAAAAAACCUGUAUACUUUCUGUGUGAGCUAUGUGGACUCUAUCCAGCAGAUGAGGAACAAGUUUGCUUUCAGGGAAGCUAUCAACAAGUUGGAAAAUAACCUCCGAGAGCUUCAGAUAUGUCCUGCAACAGCAGGCAGUGGCCCUGCUGCCACCCAGGACUUUAGCAAACUUCUCAGUUCAGUGAAAGAAAUCAGUGAUAUUGUUCAGAGGUAGCAGAAACCAGGAUUCAGCCUGCCAGAGUUGAUUGCUGACAUGUGCAGCCUCAGAGCUAUGGUAGACUGACAAAAGACCAGUGAAUCAGUGUCUCUAGGACAGGAAAAGGCAUAUAGGGCACAGUCUGUGUGCCUCUGUAGAGCACAUGCAGCCUGACUGCCUAGGCCAUGGGAUGGCAAUAUGAUAUGCUUUUCUCCCUUUCAGCCCAAGUUCCCUGAGUCUUUGCUAUUCUGAAACUCAUCUGUAGAGUUCCAUCUCUGUGACCUGAAGCCAAAAUACCAAGGCCCCACUGUCCCUUUUUUACUAACAUUUCUUUGGAAUGAGCUUUAAGUUGGAAGUGAGAAUAGAAGACAUGGGGUUUUGUUUUCCUCCUUUCCAGAGAAAUUCCUAUGUCCUCUUUCCAUUUUCCCAAAGAAUGACUUCUGAACACUAACACAUUUGAGCCUUUCCAGUAAAGUAUUGCUAACACUCAUUUUUCCUUGUCCCAUGCAGGGACUAGUCCUGUUUAAUUUUAAGUCUCCUAAGCUAGAAAUUAUGUUUCAGAAAAUAAAAUAAAUACUCAGAAGGGUGCUCAGAGCAAUCACUGCAAGGUUGGCCCCUCUGAUUUACUUAGUGGACAAGAGCUAAAUUUUUCUCGUUCUCUUAUGUGAAGGAACGCCAUUGAUUAUUGGAUAGUAGGUUGCAGUAAGGGAAACAGCUGGGUGGCUCACAUAGUGAGCAGUGAAGAUCAAGGAAGAGGCACAGGGGUUUGGGAUUAAGGUCAUCUAAUCUCUCCUUUCUCCUGAAGAACUGACCUUCAUUUUGUGACAUGUAGUGCCAAACAGGGGCCAAUAAACUUUGGUUCCUAAAGAAAACAGGGUUGAUGCUGCUGCCAUAACAUAGGGAAGGAACAGAAAAGAAAACGGGGGACCAUUGGCUGAGUUGGUCAGGAAUUCAGAGCAGUCUGAAUCUGUGCAAUUGGCAGAUCUGAGACCGCCCUUUUACAGUUCUAGUCACAGGAUGACAUACUGAGAACAGAAGUCUGGAUCCAGUUGGUAUAUUCAUUUAUUUCUUCCUGAUGCAUGCCUCAGCAAAGCCCAUUUUCAUCACCCUUUUUGGACACAAUAGCCUAUCUCAUUUUCUACAUUCUUGAAGGCUCUUUGAGCAAGCUCCAUUCUCUGCAAAGCUAUGAGCAUCAUCAUGGCUGCCACUUCUUAUAGAGAAGCUAACGCCAGUGGGCACCAAGUGCACUGCACCAAAGACAAAGGAAAAAAGUGUUGACACCCAAAGGCCCUGGUUGCAUUUGGCCACAUGUUUGAAGUUUGGAGAAUGACUUUUGUUUAAUUACAAUGAACAACACUUAUCAAUCUAAUGUUUCUCUGGGGCUUCUGUCAGGGACUGUUAAGGGAAGAAAAAGCCCACAGAAAGUAUUUCAAAGGGCUGGCAGCCAUCUUUUGUUUUGCUCAUUCUUCCCCAGGGACUACCCCGUAGUAGUAAAGGUACAGGGACCAUGACUCACAGGGCAGCCGCUCAUAGUUUUCCUUGACCUUUGCAUGCCAGUAUCCAGGCUGGUUGAGGAGAAGAAAGUAAUAGGCAAGGGACUUAACAGAGACUCAGCAUUACCCAGGAAACAAGGGUUAUGACUAUUAAUAGUGCAAUUUAACCCCAUAACAGAUUCAGAACCAGGAGAAAAACCACAUUCCUUCCCCCUUCCCUCUAACUCCUGUGACCCUAUUGCAUUACACUAUUUUUACGCUAAUUACCUUAACUUGUAUUUUAUUUUUCUGCUAGAAAUGGUUUUUAAAAUGUCUCCUUCCAAAUACCCUUUUUAUAUUCUCAUGUCACCUCUUUGCCCUCACAGACUGCUGUGAUUUACAAACAGAAGAUGUUAAAACACCACCAGCUGCCUUUUAAACAGACAAAACAAAAAAAAACCACACACAUACAUGCAAAUCUUUGGACUGUUCUAUGAGGUACCAUUUUUGUUUUGUUAACAUAAUGUGCCACUAUAUUAUGCAUUUGUAUCUUGCUAUUACAUUCUUUAUAGACUUACUCUUUUAUAAAUGUGUAAAUAGUUUUUCAACUGUCCUUUCUGUAAUACUUAUGGUGCCAUUUUCUUUCUUUCUUUCUUUUUCUUUUUUGGUCCAAUACAUUUUGUUCAGUAUGUGACUCUUAAUGUUUUUUGAGUCCAAGUCUGUCUUCCUUAGUAUUUUUUAAAUAAAUCAAUGUCAGCAAAAA
Molecule: messenger RNA, 6050 nt
Organism: Monodelphis domestica (gray short-tailed opossum)
Lineage: Eukaryota; Metazoa; Chordata; Mammalia; Didelphimorphia; Didelphidae
Gene: ABL1
Product: ABL proto-oncogene 1, non-receptor tyrosine kinase
Biological process (GO): protein phosphorylation
Molecular function (GO): ATP binding; non-membrane spanning protein tyrosine kinase activity; protein binding
Source: RefSeq, a predicted model, not a curated record